AUGUCCCUCGGCAGCAUCUGCUUGACGCCCAUCGCGCCUUGGGUCGCCGAUAAGUACGGCAGGCGCAUGGGUAUUACUGUCGGUAAACUCAUCAUGAUUAUUGGUGCGAUUCUGCAGUGCGAGAGUCACAACUUUGGCAUGUUUUUCGGCAGUAGAUUCGUGCUCGGAUUUGACCGCGUCACGGUGACGGCCAUCUGCAAUACUUGCGGGUUCGUUAGCAGCAUCGCCGCGGCUUGGAUCACCUACGGCACCCGCAACAUUCAAAGCACUUGCGAGGAGGCCGCGAAGGCUCUCAAGCAAUACCAUGGCGAAGGCGGCGAGACGAAGCUCGUGCGACUGGAGUUUGAAGAGAUCCGUGCUGCGAUCGACCACGAGAAGCGCUCGGGAACAACGACGUGGCCCUCGAUGUGGUCGGGCAACGGUCUUGUGGCGUACUACCUGUCGCGCGUCAUGGACACCGUCGGCAUCACCGACAAGAACACCCAGGCUCUCGUCAACGGCCUCAUCAACAUUUGGAACUUUGGCCUGGCCCUGACGGCGAGGCGGCUGAUAUGCGCAUGGACGAGGGUAAAGGUUGGAGGGUCUUGUGGAUGUUGA
Messenger RNA from Verticillium dahliae VdLs.17, 597 nucleotides. Its product is annotated as hexose transporter. Gene Ontology annotation, biological process: transmembrane transport; carbohydrate transport. The transcript is spliced from 7 exons. Gene Ontology annotation, cellular component: membrane. Gene Ontology annotation, molecular function: carbohydrate:proton symporter activity. NCBI's taxonomy places the organism in Eukaryota, Fungi, Ascomycota, Sordariomycetes, Glomerellales, Plectosphaerellaceae. The coding region runs from base 1 to 597 and encodes 198 amino acids. The record is from RefSeq and is a predicted model, not a curated record.